Molecule: messenger RNA, 1597 nt
Organism: Achroia grisella
Lineage: Eukaryota; Metazoa; Arthropoda; Insecta; Lepidoptera; Pyralidae
Product: UDP-glucosyltransferase 2-like
Exons: 8
Coding region: 1-1416 (471 amino acids)
Molecular function (GO): UDP-glycosyltransferase activity
Source: RefSeq, a predicted model, not a curated record
AUGUUAGAGGAAGUAACGUACAUCACACCUGGUCAAUUCAACGAGUCGUCUACCAAGCUUCGUCUUAUUAGUGUUGCUUCACACUAUGACGAUUUUCCAGCAGAAAAAAUAUUAAACCUGAAGGAUAUCAUAGAAAACACAUUUUCAAAAGAUUUCGGUUUCGUCCAGAAAUUGAUGUUUCAUUAUGCAAAUACAACUGUGUUUCAUAAAAAUGUACAAAGUCUACUGCAAGAUCCGAUGGAGCGGUUCGAUGCUGUCAUUGCAGAGUACAUGUUCAGUGGACUUUAUUCGGGGUUUUCAUCAGUGUUCAAUUGUCCAUUAAUAUGGUCGGUUCCAAUGCAACCACAUAAUACAUAUAUUGCUCUCAUAGAUGCAAUGCAGAAUCCUGCAUAUACCUACAAUUAUUGGUCACACGUGGAUCCCCCAUUUUCUUUUAAAGAACGAGUGACUGAAUUGUAUAGAACUAUGUUAAACUCUUAUUACAUAUGGUAUUUUUCUGGAAUAGAAAAUGAAUCAUUUAUUAAAGCCUUUGCUUCGGCUGCGAUGAAGAGAGGAAAUGUUUUACCGCCUUACAAUGAAGUGAAAUAUAAUGCUUCACUUGUAUUAGGUAACUCUGAUGUACCAUCUGGGCAUGCUAUGCGGUUACCAGCAGCCUACAAACAUAUAGCUGGGUAUCAUAUUAUUGAUAUUCCACCACUUUCUGAAAAUCUACAAGAAAUAAUGGAUAGUGCGCAAGAUGGUGUCAUAUAUUUUAGCAUGGGAUCUAUAUUCAGGAGCAAAGAUUUACCGAAUAAUAUGAAGAGAGAACUGCUAAAAGUCUUCGCUAGUCUAAAGCAGACGGUUAUUUGGAAAUUUGAAGAGCCUUUACCCAAUUUGCCAAAGAACGUUCAUGUUAUGGAUUGGGCUCCACAGAAGAGUAUCCUGGCUCAUCAGAAUUGCAUGCUUUUCAUUACACAUGGAGGGGUGUGUUCCGUCAUUGAAGCUAUACAUUACGCUGUUCCCAUUAUUGGUUUACCAGCAUACAUUGACCAGUUUAUGAAUAUUAACCGGGCUGUGAAAAAGGGAUUUGGGAAGAGAGUGGACUUGGACAGCGAAAUGCCUAAGAACCUGAAACAAUCUAUCGAAGAUGUGUUAGAAAACUCAAGAUAUAAGGAAAAAGUGAAGGAGUACUCGAUGAUAUACCAUCACCGGCUGGUGUCUCCAAGUCAAGAGUUGGUGUACUGGGUGGAGCACGUAGUGUAUACGCAGGGAGCUCCUCAUCUACGCUCGACAGUUCAACACGUGCCUUUCUACCAGAAGUUGCAUUUAGACCUUAUAGUAGUAACGAGCAUAGUUAUGUUAGCCUCAAUGAAACUUCUACGUCAUUUAUUCGUUUUAGUAAUGAAACAUUUAAAUAUAAAAAGGAAAAUAGAAUGAUAAAUAUUGUAUGUAUAGAAACAAUUAGAUUUAAACCUAAGAACAUUUAUUUUCAUUUUACAACAUGACCGUAAAGCAAUAUUACAGCUGAUUUUUUAGAAGCGUUUAAACAAAAACACUACCUUUAUGAAACAACACUAGUAGCAGCUAGACGAAUACUUAAGGAUUUAUUAGCUUAUUU